CUCUCGUUUGAGUUUAUUGUUUAUGGCUAGAAGCCUAGAAGAAUUAUUCAUUUUAAAAAGAUCGGUUUUUCGUUUCUUACUAGCCAGAGAGUCCAGGCUUAUAGCGCUAGGUAAGAGGCCAGUGAAUAAGAAAAUUUCGGAUUGCGUCAGAAAUAAUUCCGAUAAUGUUUGGACAACGAAUCUAGAUACUUUAAGUGAAGAUUUGACUAAGAAUAUUAACGUUAUACCUUCUAUUAAAGAGGAAUGCCAACAUAAUAAUAUAGAUAGGACGUAUACGUUUUCAUCGGGUUGUGCAAUGGUUUACCCUAGAAUGGUUUUUUGCGGCGGCAGAAUGGUCGAGACGCCUAUAGUGAGGGUGGCGGAGGGCGAGCUCCAGGGUCGGCUGGCCAGCACGCCGAACGGGAAGAGUUACUACAGCUUCCAGGGCAUACCGUACGCGAAGCCGCCUCACGGGUCCCUGAGGUUCAAAGCCCCUCAGCCACCAGAGCCAUGGGAAGGUGUCCGAGACGCAACAACAGAAGGCAACGUUUGCGCUCAAAUCGAACAAGUAUUCGAAAAGAAAUACGUUGGAGACGAAAACUGCCUGUUCCUUAACGUGUAUACUCCAAAUCUGGAUGGGGAAUUCCUCCCAGUAAUGCUGUACAUCCACGGAGGCGGGUUCCUCUUUGGUUCAGGCAGUUCCGUCUUCUAUGGCCCUGAUUACCUCGUCGAGAAAGAUGUGGUCAUCGUCACAAUUAAUUACAGAUGUGGUGCUUUAGGUUUCCUCAGCCUGAACACACCGGAAGUUCCCGGAAAUGCUGGUCUCAAGGACAUUGUCCAAGCACUGCGAUGGGUCAAGGAGAACAUCAAAAGUUUCGGGGGCAGUUCGGGGAAUAUAACCAUUUUCGGUGAAAGCGCUGGAGGCGCAGCGGUGUCCAUGCUGGCUGCUAGCCCCCUAACUAAAGACACGUUCAGUAAAGCCAUCAUUCAAUCAGGGACAGCGUUGAACAGUUGGACGUUCCAGAAGAAUCCAAUGAAAAACGCAAGGGCGCUGGCCAACGAGUUGGGUUGUGAAUCCACGGAAGUGAAUGAAAUCCUAGAGUUCCUCAUCACGACGCCUGUGAAAGACAUUGUGGAAGCGAAUGCCAAAUUGAAUCCGUUGGAACUGUUUUACCAGUCCGGAACGUUCCUGUUCAGUCCGGUUAUUGAAAAGGAGUUCCCGGGCGUCGAGGCAGUUUUCACAGAACCAUAUAUCGACAUACUCACGUCUGGUAGAAUAGCGAACAUUCCCAUUAUGAUCGGUUCCACAACGCUUGAAUUAAUCGGCGAAAGAACUGAUGACUUACAGAGCUACAUCCCGGAAGAUUUGCACAUAGAGAAGAACACAGACGCAUCGAUAGAAAUUGCAAAUAAAAUCAAAGAGCUAUACUUCAAAGGUAACCCGCAAGGUGUCGAGAGCCUGAAUGAAAAAUGCCAAUUGCUAUCCGAUGUUUUGAUUAACAUAGACACUCAUAGGUUCAUACAGUACUUGGUGAAAGUGUCAACGAAGCCAAUUUAUUAUUAUAAGUUCGAUUACGUUGGUGAAUUAAACUGGACCAACAAGCUGCUGCAAACUCUGGGCUUGAAGAGGGCGGGGCAUACGGACGAGUUGGGGUAUUUGUUCAGGAAUGACUCGCAGGCCGAUGUGCAAGCGACGCCGCAGGAUCUCGAGAUGAGAGAGCGGAUGCUGAGGCUGUGGACCAAUUUCGCGAAAUCUGGCAAUCCGACACCAGAAGAAAACCACUAUAUAACUGUGUCAUGGCUCCCAGUCACCAAAGAUAACCUCUAUUACUUGAAACUCGGCAACGAGCUGUCCCUAGGGACCAAUCCGGAUAAGGAAAAAAUGGAAUUCUGGGAAGAUAUAUACGCCAAAUACUUCAAAAUCUGGAACCAGGCGAAAUUCAACAACGACGUGGAAGCAACCGAACUAAUUGUAGAAACACAAAAAGAAGAUAUUCAAGUAAACGAAGACGUAGAAUACAAAGAAGAAACACAAUUCACCCAGGAAAUAAAAGAAACGGAAAUAAAAGAAGAGAUCGACACAAAACCAAUCAUCGUGCAGGAAAUUAUCCAAACGGUGACCACCGUGGAGAAUGACAGAGAAUCAGUCGAAAAUAUAAUCGUAAUCGAAGAGAAAUCCAAUAACAUACAAAACAUAGCGGACAUUGAGCAGACAGUGGAAGAAAUCAACGCAAUAGUAGACAACGUGGACGGCGAGAACGUUAUAAUAGUGGAAGAGAAAGUAACAGAGCCGGUCAUAAUCGAAAAUAACUCGGUUACUGAAACGCGGACGGUGCGGGAAAUAAUGACGAUAUACAAGGAGACGCACACAGAGAACGGCUUCGAUGAGCACAGAUUUAACGGCAGCGUCGAUAGAAAGCCGCGGCCGUCCAACGAAAUCAAAAUGGUGCAGAGCGGCAGCGUGAAUCCGAAGGACGUGGUGCGCGCGAACGACCCGCCCGAAGACGAUUUACCUAAGAACAUCGGAGUUAAUAAGUUUGUCAAUUUCUUCGAAUCGCUCGGGAAGAAGUGAAUUUCCUAAUUUAUUGGACACGAGCGGUUCGAGGCGGUUUCUGUCGCGGUAUCGGACUGUAAAUUUGGAGUUACUUAAGAGAAUUAUGUGAAUUGGUGUUACAGAUGUAGGUAGGGUAGUUGUGAAUGGUGGUGGUUGGAACAAUAUCCUAACUUUUUUUCUGUUAUUGCAAAACGUUUUAAAAAGUUUUGAUCUUAUAAAUUUUUCAUAGAUAUAUAUAAAGAAAUAAAUUUUUAUCAUUAGGACUGGUAAAGUUUUUUAAAUAUUUUUAAAAGUUUA
Zerene cesonia (dogface butterfly) is the source of this 2830-nucleotide messenger RNA. RefSeq names its product esterase E4-like (gene ae48). NCBI's taxonomy places the organism in Eukaryota, Metazoa, Arthropoda, Insecta, Lepidoptera, Pieridae. The record is from RefSeq and is a predicted model, not a curated record. Bases 23 to 2551 code for a protein of 842 amino acids. The transcript has 4 exons.